AUGCUUUCACAAAAAAACUUCUUCACCUUUGUUCUUGGCUUUACCAUCAACGGAGUUUUUGUCUACACCUACUUUAAGAAUGAGGUCUUCAAGCGAGACCCAAGGUACAUCCUGUACAUCCAGCUGGUGAUCAGCGACAUGAUUAUGCUGACUGUUUCUGUGGUGAUGCAAAUCUUGACCUACCAUUCACCUGAUCUUGGCUGCAUCAUGCUGCUCGUCUUAGCCACUACCGAAAAGAACAGCCCUCUGACCCUGGCUGGCAUGGCAGUGGAGCAUUACGUUGCUGUUUGCAGACCCCUGCAUCAUGUCCAGGUCUGCACUGUGCACCGGGCCUAUGCUCUGAUCUGGAGUGUCUCCUUCAUCCUCGUCUUCACAGACGUCGUCAUCAUCCUCGCCACCCAGCUCCUCUCUGUUUUCUCCAGCACUGUUAUCUGUUACGGAUACUACGUGUUCAACACAAAAUACCACCAGGCUCAGAAUGUGGCUCUCCGAGUCUCUCUGUUUUCCUUCGUCUUCCUGACUUUGGUCCUCACCUACCUGAAGGUCUUCUUCGCUGCCCAGACAGUUUCUAGGUCGAACCAGGCCUUGGCCAGAAACGCUCACAACACUAUCCUGCUGCACGGAGUCCAGCUCUUCAUCUGCAUGUUGUCAUUCAUCUUUCCCUUCAUCAGCGCCGUUUUAAUCACCGCUUGGCCCCAGGACCGCACUAAGAUCAUCUUCACCACCUUCCUGUUUACCAGUGUGUUUUCACGUCUGCUCAGUCUGCUCACCUACGGCGUCUGA
Messenger RNA from Monopterus albus (swamp eel), 783 nucleotides. Its product is annotated as olfactory receptor 4K13-like. Lineage: Eukaryota; Metazoa; Chordata; Actinopteri; Synbranchiformes; Synbranchidae. Gene Ontology annotation, biological process: G protein-coupled receptor signaling pathway; detection of chemical stimulus involved in sensory perception of smell. Gene Ontology annotation, cellular component: membrane. The record is from RefSeq and is a predicted model, not a curated record. Gene Ontology annotation, molecular function: olfactory receptor activity; G protein-coupled receptor activity; odorant binding.